CACGUACUUCAAUGUGAGAAACAACCGCUGAGAGACUGACAUCAAGAACUGAACUGAUCUUUGACAAUAAAACGAUGUGCACUUUGAUUCUCCUCAUUUGUUCCAUUCCUGUUUCAGAUGCUUUAUGGGCAGAGGAACACGUAACGGGAAUUUUGGGAAGAGCAAUCACAAUAUCUUGUCAUUACGAAGCGCAGCAUAACCAGUCACACGUGAAAUAUUGGUGUCAAGGAUGGAGUCGUCUGUGUUCUGUUAGAGCAAAAACAAAUUGGCCAAAUGGGAGAAUAACGAUCACUGACGACAAAACACGAGGAAUGUUUCUUGUCACAAUCAAGAAUCUUCAAUGGGAAGAUGCAGGAUGGUACAGCUGUGGGAUCGAGACUCCUGGCCAUGACCCAAUGUUUAAUGUAAAGCUGCACAUUUCUGAUGAAGCUGUGUCUGUUCCUGGAUUUCAAUAUUUAUCCCAACCAAAUGUCUCACGUUCUGGGGGUUCAGUGACAGUCUCCUGUGAAUCUGCCUGUGGAUCCUUCCCCAUUCACUACACAUGGUCUGAGAAGACCCCAUCUCAAGAUUCAAUGAUCUCUGACACCAAUAAACUGGAUCUACAUUGUCAAUCCUUCUCACAGCAACAUCAUCAAUAUUACUGCACAGCCUCAAAUACUCAGGGAACAAAAUCCAGUGAAAUUGUUCAUGUGUCAGUCAACAAUGUAAGAGAGAAGAACUGCAGUUAUAGAAUAAAAAUGCCGAACAUUGGAAGGGAAUAUACUUGUGACAAAUCCUCAAUAAAAUCAUCAACAACAUUCACAACAAUAUCACCAACAACUUCACCAACAAUAUCACCAACAGCAACAGGAACAUCGGCAGGACCCAAGUCUGUCAGGAAAAGUUGCGUUGCCUGGGAUGUGAUACGCUGGGUACUCUUCACUCUCCUGGUGAUUUGUUCUGUUUCAGUCACAAUGUUUACACGAAAACAUUAGGUGAGCAUCAUGGCCUUUACACGAAUGAUUUUGAGCACUCUAAGUUCCCCAUCAAUGAGGUGGCCCUGAGUGGAGGGGUUUUGAAGCAGGUGACACAGUUUGAGAAGAAUGGGUUGACUGAGAUGAGCAGGAAUUUCUUCACUCAGAGGGUGAUGGUUUGUUGGAAUUCUCUGCCCCAGAGAGCUCUGGAGGCUCCAGCCUUGAGUAUAUGCAAAACAGUGAUCAAUAAUGUUCUGGGUAAUAAAGAUAUGGAGGGACAUGGGGGGGGGGUAUUGCAAGAAAACAUGGUAUUCAGAUGGAAAAUCUGCUCUGAUCCAGGUGAAUGCUGAAGGAGCCUCGAGGGGCUGAAUGGCCUACUCUGGUCCUGCCUCAUCUCUCUCCAUGAUGACCUCAUGCUGUUAAAUGCUGUCAUUGGACCAGCCUCCACCACUUCCUCUGGCAGCUCAUUUCAUACACACACCCACCCUCUAUGUG
Chiloscyllium plagiosum (whitespotted bambooshark) is the source of this 1448-nucleotide messenger RNA. The record is from RefSeq and is a predicted model, not a curated record. Lineage: Eukaryota; Metazoa; Chordata; Chondrichthyes; Orectolobiformes; Hemiscylliidae.